This is a messenger RNA of Sycon ciliatum, 2656 nucleotides long. RefSeq lists its product as uncharacterized. Bases 1 to 2307 code for a protein of 768 amino acids. The transcript is spliced from 2 exons. Lineage: Eukaryota; Metazoa; Porifera; Calcarea; Leucosolenida; Sycettidae. The record is from RefSeq and is a predicted model, not a curated record.
AUGAAGUUCAGCUCAGAGCCAGAGGUAGCGACAGAGCAAGAGUGCCGAUACGGCCGCCCUGCGGCAUCAGAAGGUCGGGACAACGAGGGCCACAGGGCACUGCGGCGGCGGGUGCGGGAGCAGAGGAGGCUUGACCUUCACACUGGCUGCGACGGCAGGACAAACUGCCAGGAAACGCAACCAGGCGAUUGUGAGGCUCACCAACACAAGGUUACCGCUGAUGAUAUCGAGCCGUUGAUCAGCCCAGUUUCUUCCCAAAUACAAUCCGAUCAUCCGAAAGAACCGUCAAAAUCCAAUGAGCCUAGCACAGAUGACCGGGCGCGGGACUACCUCACGAAAUAUGCAGUGGAGGACUGUAAAGAUGUCAGUGUGCAAGUGGGUAGCGCUAACACGGUUGCUAGCGGGCGCGCUAAUUCGACGAGAUCCUCCAGGUAUCAGCGGUCAACUCUAUUGCGCCCAAGCGAAGGCAGUCUUGCUGGUAAGAUGGCAGAACGUGCGCACAUUCCACCAUCCAUCUCAAGCCUCACUACAAGUUCAAAUAGUUGGCAGUUCUCCUUUCUCGGUGCCACCCAUUCAUGGCAGGAGAUUAGGAUUCCCGUACGGUUGCGACGAGAAGAUGCUGUCGAUCUGCUGGCGUUUCGACAGAACUACCUGGAGGACAAGCGAAACGUCCAGGGAGAGGUUGCCCUCCCUCGCCUACUGGAGAGCAUUCUCGCAGAGAACAUAAAAAAAUUCGGUUUGACCCCCGGCAACGUGUCUUUGCUAGCUCGACCAUCGGCGUCCUUCGCCCUACAAACGCCGGAGGGCAGCCACAAGGAGGCCCACAUACCGGACAGCUUUCAUUGUGGCGCAACCACCGGCAGCACCUCUGCUGACCUGCACGCCACAUUGCCAGUGGUUGCAGCCGAUGAGGACGAGGAACGCCAAAGAGAUGUCUCCAUCAUUUCUGCAGAAAAAUUGCCUAAACCUGCUGCACUGGGUCGGGAAUGGGAGCGACGGCGAAGCCAUGAGCAACCAGUUCGAUCGACCACUGAACGUGACCAGGAAGGACACCUAAGCAUUUCAGGUUACCAUGGCUGGUCAAACUCGCCACGUCCGAGAUGUAUGCCGUUCACAACAAACCCUGAAGGCAAUACAUGUAAUCCGUAUGGCUCUUUUCCAACAAAUCGGCCUUUCCCGAGCACACCCUGGAAACGUUCACCCAUCGCCCUGCGUCCGGGUGGCAGAAAUGAACGUUACGAAGACUUAGAGGCACCAGAAAGUUCUGCAGAAUAUGCAGCCUGGCUAUUCGAGAGGGAGGCACCCAAGAUUGGCUGGUUUCGCGCUGUUAACUUUCCGCAGCAUCCUGCCACGGUCAUAUCCAUUGAAUAUGCAUUAUCCGAGUACGGUCUUGAAGAUGUGCACAAGAUCCCAGUGGCAUUUCUCCAGCAGAAGCUGGAGACACCAGGCUGCCUGUUGUGUUGGAGCUGUGGCGAAAGAAGCAAAUUAUCUAGCAUGUCGGUGGAAUACGAGAUCACUGCGGCAACAGUGGUGAGGACGGAGUGCAUGGAUUGCCCGGUCUGCGGUGGAUUGCCCACGUAUCUCUACCUGCAUAUCUACCUGGCAAGCGAUUUGGCAUGCAGAGCUGUGCGGCAAGCUUAUGCACAGGCAUGUGCGCAGGACUCUUCCAUCAGGCAGAAUGCAAGUGCAGGUCGACCACCUGACGAUGACACUCCAUUCCAAUUCUGUGGCCCAACCAUGACUAAGAUGUCCCCAGAUCAGGCAGUCCGAUCUUCUGCCGAGGACGAGGCGUUAUUUGAAGAAGGUAGCUUACAUCCUCUCGACUUUCCUCAGCAUUUCGCUCCACUUCAUCCUCUCCAUCACCUCUCCACGAAGGAGCCACACAUUUCCACUUCACCUGAAAUUCAGCGUGGCAGCACAAUCAGCCGUGACCCAUGGAAUCCAUCUCUGAAUGCUGCACAAUCAUCGCUAUGGUUUCCGUCACCCACUGGCAAUGCAACAGCUGCUGAUCAAACCGGCUGGCAGUUGCAAAGUACUCAACACUAUGCCCAAUGUGAUGCACCAGACCUAACCAAUCCUGCGAUGCCUCUCGCCUGCAAGCAACCCACUUGUCAGGCGGACUCCAGUGUCAAUUCAAGUGCCGCAGACCACGCUGCGUACGGCAUGCUUCCAUAUGCGGUGAAGCAACAGCCGAUCAUGGGCAGGCCUGGGUACGUGCGAUCUCUCUACAGUUCAUCGGAUGGUCUUGUGCUUUGUGGUCUUGUUCCUCCAGAGUAUCUCCAGCACUGCCAACUACCACCAAAGUGAGAACGAUGUAAGAACACGUUGAGUUUUUUUAGUCCCCAAGUCAACAUGAAACCUGUGGACUACUAGUCAGCCAUGCUGUGGCUGCGCCAAAUCAUUCCGCGGCAACCUGACUGGGGUUGUUCAUUUGUAAUGCUCUUCUUUGCUGUUCAGAAUUCUUUUCGGCCUUUCACCUCUUAGUGUUGAUACUGUAGAAGGUUAACUCAAUACACCUGAUUGCCAGGAACUCGGCCAUGCUGAUUUAGUUCCAACCAACAUGCUCAUCAGUAGUUACGUUGCCUGAACUGAUGUAAGUAGCUCACAGCAAAGCCUCGCUGAUUGGCGCCCUAAACGCGGCAUUGAUAUCUCAUGA